AUGGUUCCUAGCGCUACCGACUCAGCCUCUUCGACAAAGAGAACACCAUCUCAAUCGAGCAACAGCAGCAAUCAUGCUUCCGGCUCCGUAUCAACUGAAGCGAGCAAACUACCAGCUUACCUUGGCGCACUCUCCAAAUCACAGCUAGUCGCCGCAACACAUCCACAGUCAUCAUGUCUGCAAAUCCUAGCAGGUCCUGGCUCGGGCAAGACGCGCGUGCUCACCUCCAGGGUUGCCUGGCUCGUUCUCGACCCUACCAACCAGCUCAAACCAGAAGACAUUGUCGUUGUUACCUUCACCAACAAAGCAGCCAACGAGAUGAAACAGCGACUCAUCUGCCUCAUCGGCAAGGAACGAGUCGAUAACCUCGUCAUUGGCACCUUCCACUCGGUCUGUGCUAGGUACUUGCGCAAGUACGGCCGCCUCAUCUCUUUGCCGAACAACUUCACCAUCAUCGACUCGGACGACGCCAAGCGAAUGUUCAAAGCUAUUCUCAAAGAGCUCAAGCCCGAACUCGAUAAGGAACAUAUGCAGAUCAAGCCUGAACAAUGCACAUCCGAGAUCUCGAAAGCCAAAGCCAAGGAGAUCGAUCCUGCCAGGUACAAGGAGCUUGCUGAUGCCGAAGCGGCAAAGGGCAAAGCUAGCAAGACUGCUAUUGGCAGACAGUUGACCGGCUCAGCCCCUUUCAAGCAGAUCAUGGCGACAAUAUAUACCAUGUAUCAGUCGCAGCUGGUCGAGGCGAAUGCAUUAGACUUCGAUGAUCUGCUUGUGUACGGAGUCCAGCUCUUCCGGCGCCAGAAUCAGGUCGUGCGCAACAUUCGGCAUGUCCUCGUCGACGAGUUUCAAGAUACCAACAUUACACAGUACGAGCUCAUGCGAUUGGUCGCAGCAUCGUCGCAAGCUGUCAGUAUCGUCGGCGAUCCAGAUCAGAGUAUCUAUGGCUGGCGCAGUGCAGAGAUCGGCAACCUGGAUAAGAUGACCAAAGAGUUCAAAGGUACGCAGCAAGCUCGCUUGGAAGAGAACUACCGCAGUACAGGCGCAAUCCUUGAACUUGCACUCAAAGUCGUUCAGCAAGAUGUUUCGCGUGUGGACAAGGGUCUGUACACUUCGCAUCCUCGAGGGCUGCCCGUUGUGCUCAAAUGCCAUGGAUCAGCACAACUCGAAGCUGCAUACAUCGCUUCCGAGAUCAAGCGCGUCAUUGCUCAUUCGGGCAACAUGCUCAACUACAACGACGUUGUCAUUCUGCUACGAUUCAACUAUCUUUCUCGAGCCAUUGAAGCCGAGCUACAGGCCAGGGGUAUCGAGUCGAGAAUGAUGGGCGGACACAAGUUCUUUGACCGAAUGGAAGUCAAAGAUUUGCUGGCUUACCUAGCUUUAGCAGACAAUCCUGGUUUCACGCCUGCUUUCGUACGUGUGGUGAACGUACCCAAGCGAGGUAUCGGAGAGAAGAGCGUUAAUGACAUGCUCAACAUGGCCAAAACGGAGGGAUGCAAGCCGAUGGAGCUGGUCGAGCGAGUUGUAAGAGGUGGCAAGAACCCAGGGAUCAAACCGGCCAUCAAGAAAGGACUUACAGAAUUCGUCGAUGCUGUUGAAGCCGUUCGGGAGGCAGCAAAGGAAGACACACCCGUUUCGAAGUUAAUCGAGCUGCUGAUUGAGAAGAUCGACUACGAGAACUAUCUAAAAGCGCAAUCCCUGCAGGACCAUGAAGCGAGGUGGGGCAACGUGCAGGAGCUGAUCUCAUUCUCGACUAUCGUUGCGCAAAACGUACCGCAUCCGGACGAAAACGCCCCAAAAGUUCCGAUCGAGGAGAUCCUAUCGCAUACGCUGUCAAAUCAGGAGGGAGCAGCUGAAGUCAAGAGUAAACAAGGAGAGAGUGAUGAUGAUGAUGAUGAGGAGGAGGAGGAGGAGGAGGGGGAGGACGACGACGAUGACUUUGAAGAGGUGGAUAUCAAGCCGGCACCUGCCAAGAAGGAGGCUCGCCGAAGCUCUUCUACGCCUUCAACACAUCCUUUUUUCAACAGGCGGGGUUCGGGCAAGUCUGCGGUGCAAAAGAGCGCACCUGCAAAACGGGAGGUGAUUGAUUUGUGCGACUCAGAUGAGAGUCAGGGGCUCGAACCUCAAGUCAAGACGAGUCCAUGCAAGAAAGCCCGUACAGCCAAAGAGGAGCCAGACUCUCCCAUUGCAGAUCAGUCGGACAACAAGGAAAACGUACAGAAGCCAUCUCUACUCGAAAAGCUCGACCAAGUAUUGGAGGAGCCAGACUCUAUUGCCAAGAACAGCGACAAUGGCUCUAACGACGACAAAGCCGAAGACGACGAACGUAAAACACCCCUCCGCGUCUUCCUCGAAGCCUCGAUCCUAGCCACCGACAUGGACGCCGACAAGGACCCUGAAUCCGAGAAGAAACGUCCCAAAGUCACCCUCUCCACCUGUCACGCAGCCAAAGGCCUCGAAUGGCCCGUCGUCUUCAUCCCUGCCAUCGAAGAAGGCUGUUUCCCUUCCUUCCGAUGCCAAAAACCCGACGAGAUCGCAGAAGAACGUCGACUCCUCUACGUCGCAAUGACUCGAGCCGAAAGCCUGCUCUACCUCACCCACGCCACCGCGCGUAUGAUGGGUGGUGAAACGCAAGACAAGAUUCUUAGCAACUUUGUUGCUAGCGUGGCAUCUAAGCAGAAUGGAGGGAAUUGUGAUGCGAAAAAGGCGAUCAAGUUCUGUGCCACUCGGCCCGAGCUCGAUGCCAAUGCGGUUGGUACGUUGGCGAAGGUUACAGGAAAGCAAUUACCGAGUGAGGAUCAGAUUAAGAAAGCGGUGACGGAAUGGGAAAAGACAGCAGCGAGAGAAGUGAAGGAUGUAGAUCAGAUGAAUUCGGCUCGGAUCACAGGCUUCGGUACGUAUGCGAGCUAUGGUGGUCAAGGAGGAUACACCGCUGUUGGGGUUCAUAGUGGCGCGACGGGGGAAUGGAAUUCGUCGAUGGGUUUUGGGUUGUAUAGCGAUGAUGCUUUGCGGCCUGUCAAUGCGUUUGCUCGUGGCUCAGGUGGUGGGAACCAGCAAAGUACAGAAGAGGUUAAGCGGGUGCUGGGACUUGUUCCUCCGACUUUGGGCAGCUUUUCUUCUGCUGUUGACGAGGAUGCUUCCCCGCCACCUGCUUUUUCAGGGUUUCAGCGAGCUUCUUCCCUCAGCAGCAGCGCAGGUGGUGGUGGAAAGGGCACCACUAGGCCAGGCCAAGGAUUCGGUGCAUCCUCAAACCGCCCCUCAACCCUAGGUGGACGACAGAAACAACCUCUAAUCCCCCCCUCCCGACAACAACCACCAGCUCCACCCUCUUUCACAGACGCAGUACGUCUCCGUGCUCGGCCUGAAGACUCAGUCGCCCUCGCACGCGAAGAUGGAACAGCUCCCCGUCCGCGCGCUGACCUGAAUAGUUUCCAACAAGCUCAUUCGCAAAGUAUCAAUUCGAUCCUUGGGAUUCUGCCCGCCUCAGGCGAGGGUAGUGGUGGGGGGUGGCGAGGUUCACCUAUCGUACUGGACGAGUCUCACUUGACCAAUGACGGCGGGAGGAACGGCAAUAGCAGCAGGGGAGGGAAAAGGAGGUUAGGAAUGAUGAGAAGGUUCUGA
Molecule: messenger RNA, 3615 nt
Organism: Ustilago hordei
Lineage: Eukaryota; Fungi; Basidiomycota; Ustilaginomycetes; Ustilaginales; Ustilaginaceae
Exons: 1
Coding region: 1-3615 (1204 amino acids)
Biological process (GO): recombinational repair
Cellular component (GO): nucleus
Molecular function (GO): DNA binding; hydrolase activity; 3'-5' DNA helicase activity
Source: RefSeq, a predicted model, not a curated record